AUGAAAAAAAAUAGUGAAACAGAACAAACAGAAGGCUUGGUGUUGGCUGGGUUUGCUCGGACUCAGCAAGCGGCACCCGCCGCUGGUGGAACACGUCGCAUGCGUUCGUCACAAAUAAUGAACGCAAACGCAUUGCGGGCGUACUUUAGGACAAAAGAGGAAGAAACUGAAAAUUUGGCGUAUCGGGCUCGGAUGCAUCGCUUCUUUGCGGAGCUGGAGCCAUCUCUAACCGUCACUGAGCGAAACUUGACAGACCGAGUUCGGUACAUCCUGUGCUCCAACAUAUUUGGUGACGCUGAACUCGAACGAUUACGACCUGAGGCUGUUCACUCAUCAGAUGAAAAUGCUACGACGGGGAAUGCGGCGCCACUAAUUGCACAGCAACAUGCAUGGUGUCGUGGAUAUUCCAGUUGUGGUUGA
Messenger RNA from Parnassius apollo (apollo), 420 nucleotides. NCBI's taxonomy places the organism in Eukaryota, Metazoa, Arthropoda, Insecta, Lepidoptera, Papilionidae. The record is from the annotation of a GenBank genome assembly.